UGGCGCGUCAACCACCAGCAACCAUCUGUUCUAAUCCGAAUCAACCUAUUAUCCACAAUCCGCAUCAACCCACCGUCCACAAUAUUAGUAUUGUACUGCUUCAAUACCCACAUUAGAUUCUGCCAUAAAACCGCCAUUUUAAUUUCACUGUUGGUCACUCGUCACUUCAACCCUGCUACCAAUAGCACCUCCAUAACUUAGGACCAGUGGUCAGCCGGUAUAAUGGCACACAACUCGGAUACUAUUCCUCGUAAAAUGGGCAACUACUGGUUAGAAGACCGACUUGGGUCAGGCUAUUCGGUACGCUCUAUCUUCAAGGCAUAUCACAUUCACGAUGGCACUUUCGUUGCGCUCAAAGUACAAGACGUCGACCACGAGUGCCCAACAAAUCGCUAUGAGCAAGCCAUCUAUCCUCUACUGCAAGGAGGAGAGGGCAUGCCUCGGUUAUGGGCGAGCGGUAUAGAGGGAAAGUGGCAUUAUCUGGUCAUAAGUCUCCUCGGAAAGAGUCUGGAGAGUAUCUACCGACAAAAUCUGCAAUGGGGGAACCCGAGGAUGGAUCUUCGCAGUGUAUGCUCUAUCGCGAUCCAGGUGAUCGCACGCUUGCAGAUCAUGCACAACCGUGAAGUUCUGCAUCGCGAUAUACAGCUUGGGAAUUGUGCUAUCGGAUUGACACCUGAAAAAGAAACCAUCUAUAUGAUCGACUUUGGGUUUUCUAAACGCUAUAUCGAUCCGCACACGCGGCGGCAUAUUCCAGACUCAAAGCAGAAGAGAGAUUUCUUGGGCAACUACUGGUUUACGUCUGUUAACGUGCAUUGUAAAGGCAAAGUACCAUCUAGGCGAGAUGAUCUCGAGGCCGCCGCACUGAUGUUCAUACAUCUUCUUACGCCUGGAGGACUCUCGUGGACACGGAACGGUAUACCGAAAACCGACUCAGCGCAUGAUCGCAUCAAGCGAGCGAAAAAGAGUGCUCGCCCUGAAGACCUGUGCAAGGGAAUACCUUCUGAGUUCGAAGAGUUCCUGCGGUAUUGCAGACGGCUGAAGUUCUUGACUGACGAGUUCCAGGCUCUCGCACAGGACAGUGGCUUCACCGAUAUUGAGCGCUUUAUCUGGCCACCACCGCCAGUUCCCAAGGCUCAACCUCAAGUCGCACGGCCUGCUCCUACACGGCCCACGAUUGAUGCAGAUGAGAUGGAGAACGUCCUGAAUGACUUGGCUAAGCUCCAGCUCAACCCGCCUCGCCCAAUACUUGGGGACCAAACUAAUGUCCCUGCCGCUGCGCGAAAAGAUGAUGCCAAAAAGCCGAGCGAAAUCAUAUCCGUAAGCGACAGCUCCGAGGACGAUAGAUUGAAGCCAAAUGGCCAACCCCUUCCACCCCGCACUCCCGUACGAACGAAGAAAGCCAGUCAGCUGCAGAAACUCAAGCUUUCGGUCCUUGAUUCAACGGAUAACGCUGCUCUUGCAGUUGCCGUGGAAGAGUUCACGAAAUUCCUGCAACUGGGCUCAAGGACGCUCACUAAAGAGGGUUUCGCCUUCCUGGAUGCGCUGUACAAACAGCUUGCAGACCCUUCGAUAUUCGUACACCCGCUUCGGACUUUACGAAGUGCUAAUCGAGAGGACGAUCGAGCCCCCCAACCAGCGCACGUGAAGUUGGGCGUGGUUGCGAGGCUUCGUCGAGAAGUAGGAACUGCAUCGAGUAAUAGGGUGCUUGCGAAUCUCGUGGCUGAUUUUGGCGCUAUUACCAACAAGAGUAGUGGCAGGACUAUCACCAAGGAUGGGUUUGCGUUUUUGGAGGGACUAGCUGCGAGGCUACAGGCGUUAAAUUAGAGUGCUGGAAGGGAGUACUUGCGUUUACCAGGCCCCCUUCAUUAGUGAGACUGGAGUGUUCUAGCGGAUUGUUAUGCCUCACACGCACGGCCUUGUUGCCUGAAAUCUCACACUCAUGUCUUGGAUUUUGACAAUAUAUAUAUAUACAUAGCAAUUUGCUCCUGCCCCAUAUCGCAACAUGUUAAUAUGAUUUCCGACAACUCAUGAAUGAGGCUUAUAAACGUUUGUAAAUACUUA
Molecule: messenger RNA, 2061 nt
Organism: Suillus subalutaceus
Lineage: Eukaryota; Fungi; Basidiomycota; Agaricomycetes; Boletales; Suillaceae
Product: kinase-like domain-containing protein
Exons: 6
Coding region: 223-1824 (533 amino acids)
Biological process (GO): endocytosis; signal transduction; peptidyl-serine phosphorylation
Cellular component (GO): cytoplasm; nucleus
Molecular function (GO): protein serine/threonine kinase activity; ATP binding
Source: RefSeq, a predicted model, not a curated record